GUGGAGAACAUGGCGUCGGACUUAGAGGAGCAAAGUUAUUCUUGUCCACCAAAACGUCUUAAACUGGAUAAUUCUAGCGUUUUGUGCAAUAGAACUAGUGAAACAGAAAAAGUAUCAUUCAGUGCAAGUUUUUCAGUACCAGAAACAUCUCGAAAUCGUGAUAUUGGUCUUAGCUCUGAAUUGAAGAGGAAGUCACCAGAUGACAACAGUACAUCUUUUGAUCCGACGCUAAGUAACCAUCACCAGUCACAAGAUGGCGGUUUGGAGGAUGAUGAUGAUGAUGUCUCCUCUACCGUCAGCAACCUAUCUGAUCUUAGUGGCCUUUCUGACAUCAGUGGCCAGGAUUGGAAACCCAUUGCAGGACCGAUGAGUUGGGUGCAGAAGCAAAUGUUGAACGGUGUGAAUCCUCGCACGCUGCUCAGUCAGAUGAUGGGUGACACAUCUCAUGUUCCGACACAAGUAGACGAUCUUACCUUGUGGAAAAUCAUCGUAAGUAUGCUGAGUGAGCCGCCACGACGAAUGCGGCUGCGACACAUAAACUCCCUCAAUGAUGUUAUCCAGUUACUCAACACCUGCAGCAGGAUCAUAGUUCUCACUGGGGCUGGGGUGUCAGUAUCUUGUGGUAUCCCAGACUUCCGCAGUCGUGAUGGAAUCUAUUCCCGUUUAGCUGUGGAUUUCCCCAAUUUGCCAGAUCCUCAGGCCAUGUUUGACAUCAAUUAUUUCAGACAAGAUCCAAGGCCUUUCUUCAAAUUUGCUCGUGAAAUUUACCCAGGCCAGUUCAAACCCUCACCAUGUCACCGGUUCAUAAAAAUGCUGGAGAGGCAAAAGAAGCUGCUGAGGAACUACACACAAAAUAUCGAUACGCUAGAGCAAGUGGCUGGAAUAGAAAAUGUGGUAGAAUGUCACGGAUCGUUUGCUACAGCGUCAUGCACAGUCUGUGGGCACAAAGUUACAGCGGAUGAUAUCCGCACUGACGUAUUCCAGCAGAAGAUACCACAGUGUCCUGUCUGUCCAGCGAACUCUGAAAUGUCUCGUGGAGUAAUGAAGCCCGACAUUGUCUUCUUUGGUGAGGGCUUACCAGAGAGUUUUCACACUGCAAUGGCCAAAGACAAGGAUGUGUGCGACUUGCUCAUUGUCAUUGGCUCUUCCCUCAAAGUGAGACCAGUUGCACUAAUUCCAAGUUCUAUACCAAACAAUGUCCCCCAGAUUCUUAUCAACCGAGAGCGUCUGCCACAUCUCAACUUUGAUGUGGAGCUAUACGGUGACAGUGACAUCAUCAUAGACCAACUCUGCCGGAUGUUGGGCGGUGGUUGGACUGAGGUUUGUUGGCGAGACUCUCCUCUCUCUGAGGCCCCACAGCUUUUGCCUCGUCCAUCCAGGUGUGGGUUUACUACUGACUAUGGCGAGACGGAGGGGGAGGAAGCAGAGAUGUCUAUUGACAGACAUGAGACCAUGGAUCAUGAUAUGGACACCCAAACACAUGAAGCGGCUCUCCAUGACAACUGUAGUUCUUGCAGACCAGGACCUCAGAAGGUGGGACGUGUCAAGCGACUGCCAGUGGAUACUUUAGAGGAAGGCAUGGCAGUGGAGGGGGAAGGUGAAGAGGGGGAGCGCUGCCUUGUCACACGUCGCCACCUGUCACUUGAUUCCACACGGGACAGUGGUAUUGGUGAUGGCAGCAACAGCAGCCACAGUGCUGAACGCCACAUGUCAGUUGAGAGUGAUACGGCCAUAAGUCUAGCGCAGCGGCUGCCAGAUAAUUCAUACUUCUACCUGCAGCCAAAUCGUUAUGUAUUCCCUGGAGCAGAGGUGGUAGAUGAGUCAGAUGAUGAUGACGAUGAUGAUCGCUCAAGCGUGGGCGACUUGAGUGAUGUAGACUCUGACACUCCGCAGGAAACUUGGACCAAUCAGCCGUAGGGUCGUGAUUAAGGGUGACUUGUUGGUGGAUGAUAAUCAGUUGUUAUGCUGUAUCGGCUUUUGACAAUCUGAAGAAUGCCAUGUUUUUCGACAACAUUUUCUUUAUUUGAGUGAAAAUGUUGUUGGAAGAAAAGUAAAAUAUGCAAGACCUUAUCUAAAAAAAAUACAUGUGUACUAAAAUGCUAUGGAGUGUAUAUGUUUAAAUCAAGCUUUAGUUAUAUAUGGCAAUAUUAUUAAUAUUCGCUGAAGAAAUAUAAUUUCUUAAAUAAAGUUAUUUAGUUAUGAAUUAAAUUCUUUUAAGCAGAACAAUACUAUAAUAUAAAAUAAUUGUAAUUUUCCACAUCGAAAUAAAAACUGGAAAAUUGAACUGAAUACCUUUGUUUAGCAGUUAUUUUACUAAUUAAAACUUAUCUUGGCUUCAUCAGAUUUGUGACCGUAAUCCAACACUGUGAUGGUUGCUGAGUUACCGUAUCUAGACUUAAUCUUUAGGCUGUUGGUAGCAUCUUGGUUGUGAAUCUGUUAUAACUUAUUUAUUUUUAGUGAUCCUAAAUAAUUUCUGAACUACAGGUAUUUUAGCUUAUCUGGUUUCCCUAUGCUGUUCUAAUGAUUUACAUCGAAAAUAUGUCGAAGCCGAGUAUUUCUUCUGGUUACAGUCACACAUUGAAUUAUUCAUUCUUUGGACCUGUCAACUGCUGAUACAGUGUUAUUCAUUAUUUGUAUUGUUUUCUAGUAAUAUAGAAAUUAAUUGUUAUUGUAAUUGUAUCUAUAGAUAUAAAUUAUUAUAGAAUCUAAUGAUCUUAAUUAAAAUUAUGUAAAUUAUUUCUAGAUGACAGAUUAAGUAGUUUAUUUUGAUUAAUAAUCAAUUUUUAUAUGAAGGUCUAUGAAUAUAUGUGGAUGUACAGUUUAUAUUUUGAUGUAAAGUUUGACAAAUUAAUGACCCUCAGUUGAUAUUAUUGGAUUUAUGUUUGCGUUAUUGUUAUUGGGAGUACUUAGGUAACUAAGUUAACUUAUUUGUUAAUAUUGAGUUUGGUUUAAGAUCCCUGUUUUAGUUUUUGUACUAUAAAUCAAUUAUUGUACAUUAAAUAAAAAUGUACUGCUGAUAAGUUUGGUUUAUUAUUAAUCAUGUAUUAAAUAUCCAUUUCUUAUAAAAUAAAAAUUAUAAUAAAUCUUAUAAAUAUAAGAUUAUAUAAAAGUACAGUUUUUUGGGUGAUUUUAAUAGUUUAAGCAAGCUGAAUAUUUUAAAAUAAUAUAAUAUUACCUUGAUUUAUUGAAUGUUUUUAUGAUAAAAAGAUACAACUUUAUAUUAAUACUGUUUUUGUUUGUUAGUUGUUCACCAAAGAAAGAUAUGAUUGUAUAAGUAUUUUUGCUUAGUGAUAAGAAAUUUUUAUAUUUGUGUGCUAAUCUUUGUUUAGUGCGUGGUCUUUUUUCAAAAUGAUUUGAGUUGGAAAAUCUUGUACUUGAAAUCAAUUCAAAUUCUUUAUUAAAGUGGACUGAAUAUUGUGAUGUUGGUUUUUACAAAAGUUGGGUUUUGUCAUUAUAUAUAUAUUUGUAUUUUAUUACUUUUUUAAUUUGUGUAUGACUUUUUAUAGUUGUCUUGAGUGCUUAACAAAGAAUUUUUAGUUUCUGCAUUCUGGAUUCAACUUGUGAUUCAUGUUAAUUAAUGUCUUUUAGACAAGCUUAGAGAAACAAGUGUUCCCGUAGCUUUUGUUAGCUUGGUGCUGAUUUAAUUUUUGUUUUCACGUUUUUCUAAACACAUGUUGCCAUGUUUGCAAAUAUAGAUUUUGAUACCGUGAUUUACACAGAAAAUUGCAUAGAUUAAAAGUAUUAUUCCUGAACGUGUUACAAUUCAACAUAGUAUACUAUAGUCUUAUUCUAAUCCUUAGAAAUUAAUUUUAACUAGUGUAUAAUGAAGUGUAAAUACUAGCUUUUCUAUUCUCCUGUCACACUUUAGACACCAACACCCGCAAUACAGUAUAUUCAGUUGAAAUGGUGCCGCUCUGUCUAGCCAUGCAAUAUGUUUAGUUGAUCACUUUCAUGUCUGUUGCUAUCAAUACAAUAUUGUACACUUGGAAAUUUUGUGAUAAAUGAUAUUUUUCUAAAUAAAGUUGUUUUAUUGUUUC
Homalodisca vitripennis (glassy-winged sharpshooter) is the source of this 4037-nucleotide messenger RNA. It is a transcript of the gene Sirt1, whose product is annotated as NAD-dependent protein deacetylase sirtuin-1. NCBI's taxonomy places the organism in Eukaryota, Metazoa, Arthropoda, Insecta, Hemiptera, Cicadellidae. Bases 10 to 1917 code for a protein of 635 amino acids. Gene Ontology annotation, molecular function: NAD+ binding. The record is from RefSeq and is a predicted model, not a curated record. The transcript has 14 exons.